Molecule: messenger RNA, 717 nt
Organism: Puccinia graminis f. sp. tritici CRL 75-36-700-3
Lineage: Eukaryota; Fungi; Basidiomycota; Pucciniomycetes; Pucciniales; Pucciniaceae
Exons: 3
Coding region: 1-717 (238 amino acids)
Source: RefSeq, a predicted model, not a curated record
AUGGACCUUCCAGACUUUUCCGAUCAGCUGGAGAAAAGUGCGACAUCCGAACAAUUUGUGGACUGGUUGAACGAGGCUUUUGGUUUCGAGCCCAAAACUACAGACAAUCCACCCUCGGCCAACCCCUCAACCCCUACGAAAGGUCUUGCAGUAACUACAGUCAGCCCUCCGUCAAACCAAGUCAAUCACCAAUCAAGACGUUUGGAAGAGUCCAACUCGGCAAGACGUAAGGACCAUGUAGGCAGCGAACAAAUUAAAGUAUCAAUCGAGUAUCGAUUCUACGUACUGGACACGAGACCAAAGCCGACUCCCAAUACCCGUGUAUCAAACAAACGAAAGGCACCACCCAUUGAACCCGAGGAUAAAUACAUCAAAAUUACGUCAGACAUUGGUAAAGUCCAUAUCUAUUGGGAAUCUUCCAACACCUGCCUCAGCGAUUUCAAAUCAGCUGUAAUCAACACGAUUGCGGAAAAGGAAGGAAAGCGUCUGGGGGGACAUGUACGAUCGCAAGAGGAAGAAGGUGAUAUCUUGUGGUAUGCAAUAAUACCACAUGGUCACAUGUUUAUUGAGAAGAAUAAGACAACCUUGGAGGAUGAUGAUAUCUUUGAGGAAUUUCUGGCUCAAGCGAAGGGGACUCGGGACGGUCGAAAGAACACAGUGAACUUGUUGCAACGGGACCCAAAAGUUGUUGCUCAGAAACUGGCCCCCUUGCAUUAG